CCCCCCGCCUCUCUCCCCGGCAGCCCGCAGCGAGACGCGCCGCUCCCCAGCACUUUUUUGGGCCCGAGAUAUGGCAAUGGUAGUUAGCAGCUGGCGAGAUCCGCAGGAAGACGUGGCCGGGGGCACCCCGAGCGGCCCCAACCCCGCCGCGGCGCAGCCGGCCCGGGAGCAGCCGCCCCAACAGCAGCAGGGGGGUUCGGCCGCCCCGCACACCCCGCAGACCCCCAGCCAGCCGGGACCCCCUUCCACGCCGGGCACGGCCGGGGACAAGGGAGCGGGCCAGCAAGGCUCGGGGCAGAGCCAGCAGCACAUCGAGUGCGUGGUGUGCGGGGACAAGUCCAGCGGCAAGCACUACGGCCAGUUCACCUGCGAGGGCUGCAAAAGUUUCUUCAAGAGGAGCGUCCGCAGGAACUUAACUUACACAUGCCGCGCCAACAGGAACUGUCCCAUCGACCAGCACCACCGCAACCAGUGCCAGUACUGCCGCCUCAAGAAGUGCCUCAAAGUGGGCAUGAGGCGGGAAG
Haliaeetus leucocephalus (bald eagle) is the source of this 524-nucleotide messenger RNA. Its product is annotated as nuclear receptor subfamily 2 group F member 1-A-like. The record is from RefSeq and is a predicted model, not a curated record. The transcript has a single exon. Gene Ontology annotation, biological process: anatomical structure development; negative regulation of transcription by RNA polymerase II; cell differentiation. The annotation marks the transcript as partial. Gene Ontology annotation, molecular function: RNA polymerase II cis-regulatory region sequence-specific DNA binding; nuclear receptor activity; zinc ion binding. Lineage: Eukaryota; Metazoa; Chordata; Aves; Accipitriformes; Accipitridae.